Messenger RNA from Nylanderia fulva, 445 nucleotides. RefSeq lists its product as uncharacterized. The record is from RefSeq and is a predicted model, not a curated record. NCBI's taxonomy places the organism in Eukaryota, Metazoa, Arthropoda, Insecta, Hymenoptera, Formicidae.
AGGUUUAAUUCGUGUCGUGACGAAAUCUAUUUGGGGUGCGAUGAAAAGACUAGUAUAUUUCGCCCUCCUAAUUAAAAUCGUGCAUUUGACAAUGCAAGAGAACGUUACGAAGGGCGCUUGUAAUUGCGCGGUAUCCGCUGUUCCGGGAAUAGAACCGAUGAUAUUACAACACACGCUCCCACAUAAUGUGAGCUGCGAUCACGAAGGUCUCAAGGAGUGUCAAAAAUUGUGCAUUGUCUUGUCUGAAACCGUUCGAGAUAAGGCACCAAUGUUGAUUUGUCAGAAAUUGAACAUACAUAUCGAAAAUCUGAAGGUAGCUCUAUACAUGAAAUCAUGUGAUUUGUCUUUUUGGACAUUCACUGGCUUGGAAAGCGCAGAGCCCAUUUGCUGUCACGAAGGAAAAGCAGUUGCUUGUGACGAGGCGAUGUCGACAAUAGAGAAUUAA